AUGGCGAAACAAGUAUCUGGAAGACCCUGGCUGGCAGCUAGAGUCACGCAGUGGGGGCAAGUCCGAUCCGGAGCAUUGUCGGGCAAGGCAUUGACGUUCAUUCUGAUUCUGUUCCUGGACUGUGUCACCCUUCAACCCUCGACCGGGAGACACAGAGCCUGGACAUACCGUAACUACAACUACACAAUAGAUGUACUCGGUGAUAGUCAAAAAAAAAUCCACUGUGGAACCCAUGUCAUCCGCGCCCUUCUUCGCGCCCGCCAAGUUGCGAAACACGAACUCCAACUAGUUAUCAAGGCCAUGGACCCCCACCGCAUGAUUCAACUACACUCUCGAUUCUCCCCGCAUUCCCGCCAGCUUUGGUAUCGGCCGGCUUCUCCCAUUCGCCAGAACUCUCCAUCUCAUUCUCCCGGCUUCCGUCUUCCUCUUCCUCGUUUGGCCGUCAUCGGUCCGGGCCCGCCACGCGGCUUCCCAAUGUGGACUCCCCGCAGACUGUUUCCUCUUGCUGGCGCAGAAAAAAAAAAGAGAUGCGGUUUUGAUUACUCUCCAGUCUCCAAAUCUCCAACUGAUAGCUUAGUCGCGGAUAUUUUUUUCACCACGCGCGCCGACGCAGGCCGAGAUUGA
This is a messenger RNA of Cordyceps militaris CM01, 624 nucleotides long. RefSeq lists its product as uncharacterized. NCBI's taxonomy places the organism in Eukaryota, Fungi, Ascomycota, Sordariomycetes, Hypocreales, Cordycipitaceae. The coding region runs from base 1 to 624 and encodes 207 amino acids. The record is from RefSeq and is a predicted model, not a curated record. The transcript has 3 exons.